AUGUACGAGCCGAAGUGUACAGUGGCGGUUGAUGAACUGGAGUCCUGGGUGGAGCUGAACUCUGGUGGGCUCAGUGGUGCGGAGAAUGAGUACAUUCGACUCCUGCGCGAGGCGCAGAGGGAGAGUCGCGACUCGUCCGUCCGACAUUCCAGGGCCUCCAGCAUGAAGGGAAGUCCGAAAUCGCCUCCCAACAGUCCCAACUUAGAACCGUCCACUGAAGAUGAGCUCAAGGGCGUCUACAUCAACUGCUGGAGGGACGACUCCAACGACUGGGUUUGGGAGUGGAGCAGCCGGCCGGACCAGAUGCCGCCAAAGGACUGGCGGUUCAAGCACCCCGUGAACGCGCGCGGUCCACCUUCGGCCACUUCAUCCAUCGAAGUGUUGGAGCAACAGGCUAACAUGCAGCAGAGCCACUGUCUGUCCGUCCGUCGUACGCGCCGGUAUUGGCGUGUGGCUGAGCAAAAAAGGUAUGCUCCCACCCAGAUUGAUCAUCAUCAACUGAAAGAAAAGAAAGAAAGACUGAUACGCUGGAUACAUUCAGAUUGUAAAGUUUAG
Molecule: messenger RNA, 555 nt
Organism: Leptosia nina
Lineage: Eukaryota; Metazoa; Arthropoda; Insecta; Lepidoptera; Pieridae
Source: the annotation of a GenBank genome assembly